Oncorhynchus kisutch (coho salmon) is the source of this 2607-nucleotide messenger RNA. Its product is annotated as V-set and transmembrane domain-containing protein 2-like protein. The record is from RefSeq and is a predicted model, not a curated record. The coding region runs from base 298 to 1014 and encodes 238 amino acids. The transcript is spliced from 4 exons. Lineage: Eukaryota; Metazoa; Chordata; Actinopteri; Salmoniformes; Salmonidae. Gene Ontology annotation, cellular component: membrane.
UUUAAUAAAUCACUCGCUCAGAUCAUUCCGUCUAAUUGAUAUUCCCCAUUGCAAGCCAAGGCACUCCCCUUUUUGUGUGAAGGAAAAUCUCCCUCAGUCGCAUCCAAAGCCGAUCAAGCUGAAGAGACAUAUCAGCGACUUGAACUAGCGGGCGGCUGCACCAUCACACCGCUUCUAAUCAGCGACCUGUGCUUUAGUCUCAAACCGUUACAACACGUUAACUGGAUUUUAUUUUGUAAACUUACUACACCUAAUGUGAGAGAGUGGCAAAGAAUACUGGAAUCUCAGACAAAAGAGAUGGGUGCCUUUGGGGUGAUAUUAGGGACUUUACAUUACAUGGGACUCUACAUCCAACUUACUGCCUCCACAAGGCAAGGUGGACACGCAGAGUUAGUGAACCACAUCUCCGGGAACGCUGUGUUCACAGAGGUUCCCCAUGACAUCACAGCACAGAGUGGCCAGGACGUGGAGAUGGCGUGCUCCUUCCGGGGGGCAGGCCCCUCCUACUCCCUGGAGAUCCAGUGGUGGUACAUCAGAAACCACAGAGACUGGACAGAGAAACAGCCCUGGACCACCAAUCAGGUUGUACCCCAGGAUGAGAUGUCAAAGGAUGCUACCAAAAUAAGUGUGGUGAAGGUUGCCGGGAGCAACAUCUCCCACAAGCUUUGUCUGUCCAGCGUGAAGCCGUCUGACGAGGGCACAUACGAGUGCCGCGUGAUCGACUUCAGCGACACCGACAGCAACGCCCGCCACCACAAGGUGAGGGCCUACCUGCAGGUGGAGUCAGAGAGAAACCAGAACCCGAAGCUGCGCCACCAUGGAGAAAACUUCCAACCCCAGGACACCAAGGGACUGGCGAGCAGCAGGCACCAGCCGGAGCAUGGCAAGCACUCGCCAGCAGCCCACCACAAACCAACAGGCACUGGCAAGGAGCUGAGGAAGAGGUCUGCAGAGACUGGCAGCGCUACUGACUGUACUGACAGCUGUCCUCUACACCUCACAGCUCACCCAUAGCCUCCUCUGCCUGUUUGGUCUGGCCUCAGCCCCACACCCCGGGUGGGUAGUUCCAGUCCCGGAGGGCGCAAUGUACCUAGACCUCUGAUUCAUCCCAGCUGAUUGCUCACCCACCCCUACCACUGCUCCAGACACCAAAGGGACUAUAUCUCAGUGCCACCUCAGUCCUAUAUCUCUGACCUCUGCCCUCACACUGUCCCAACAAAAACAUCCCAAGUCCUCUCCAGGCCAAACUCUCUCCCACCCCUUCUCUCUCCCUGGGGCGGCAGGGUAGCCUAGUGGUUAGAGCGUUGGACUAGUAACCGAAAGGUUGCAAGUUCGAAUCCCCAAGCUGACAAGGUACAAAUCUGUCGUUCUGCCCCUGAACAGGCAGUUAACCCACUGUUCCUAGGCCGUCAUUGAAAAUAAGAAUUUGUUCUUAACUGACUUGCCUAGUUAAAUAAAGGUCCAUUUAUUUUUUAUUUUUUACCACAACCCUCUAGAUCAGGGGUGGGCAACUUUGAUGGGGAUGGGGGCCACAAAAAAUCUGAACUCAUCCUGAGUGGCCACAGUGUGCGCACCCACAUCCAUACCCACACAUGCAGUCAGAGCCGGCCCUAGUGUUUUUCACCCUAAGCUACAUUUUGUUGGGGGGCCCCCCACCCUGCGAGCAAAACAUUUUAGCAUCCCCCACUUUUAACAAUUGAGAGAAUUUUUGGUUUGUUUUAGAGUUACUUUCCUGCAAUUCUACACAUUUAGAUUUAGAAUUUAGAUUUUGCCAUUUUAAAACACAUUUUAUGCAAUUUUACUCAUUUAGCCAUGGGGUGGAGACAUAUUAGUCAUGUUUAAGCUAAUUUCCUGCAAUUCUACACAUUGUGUUCUGACUUAUGCCAUGUUAAUAUAUCUGAGUGAGAGUGACAAAAAAAAAAGAAAUUGAUGGGGGGCCAUGAUUACUAUGUUUAGAUUGCUGGCUAGACUAAUUUACUAAUCUAAAAAUGUGUAGCUAAUUGAGUGAGUUUCAGUGACUGACAUAAGAUAAAGACGGCUGAUGCACAACUUAACUCUCAACAGUCAAUUCCCCCGAAUUAGUUCCUAUUUAUUUAUUUCAAUAAAUUGUUUUGGGUUUGAUCUGCCAGUUGCCCAUCCCUGCUCUAGAUUGUCUACACUGUACAUGUUACUGUAUAUAAUGAUAAAAAGUGCAUGUUUAACAUGUUUUCUUACAAACUUUUUCAAUCACCUAAGAGGACGUAUAAGCUGGAAGGGUUACUUGUUGCUUUAUUCAUUUGGGUUUGUUUUCUGAGCAGUUCAUUCGCUGUUUCUCCAUGGUAAAUCCAGAGUUCAGAUAAGUCCAGGUUUCCAUCCAACCAGAGCUGGAUGGAAACCAAUGUUUAUAAAGUAUAACCUGUUCAUUGUGUUGUGUGCUUUCCCAACAGAUAAUGUGGCUGUGAGAAAGACCUGAUAGAUAAUGGAAUUGUUUCUUGCUCUAACCUUUGCUUUGAUGUUUUGUAAGAAAUCAUUGUAAAAAUGUUGUACAUUUUAGAAUGUCUUCUAGGAUGUUGGUCUCACACUAAAUUUAUGCCUUUAUCAAAUUAAAUAAAGUGUACAUGAACCCAU